Messenger RNA from Sturnus vulgaris (Common starling), 4181 nucleotides. NCBI's taxonomy places the organism in Eukaryota, Metazoa, Chordata, Aves, Passeriformes, Sturnidae. The record is from RefSeq and is a predicted model, not a curated record.
UCCCAGCUCAGGAGAGCCCCUCACCCGCGUUCUCCGCCCGCCCGGGCGCCGCUGUGGGGAUGGAGGAGGGACGGCGGCGAGAGCAGCGCUGGGGUUGUGGUGCUGGGGAUCCUCGGCUCUGCCUUCGCGCUGAGGUGUGCUGACCAUGCUGCCCACGACGCCGCCAGCGCUGCCCGUGAUCCCGCCCAUCUCCGAGACCCCCGUGGAGGAGGAGCUGUAGGGUUUGCUGUGCAGAUCCAUGGAGCUGGACCCCCAUGCCAGCAUGCAGGUCGGGAUGAGGGUAGUCCGUGGUGUGGACUGGAAAUGGGGCAGCCAGGACAGCGGCGAGGGCAACGUGGGCACCGUGGUGGAGAUCGGCCGCACCGGCAGCCCCACCACGCCCGACAAGACCGUGGUGGUGCAGUGGGAUCAGGGCAACAGGACCAACUAUCGCACGGGCUUCCAGGGGGCCUACGACCUGCUGCUCUAUGACAACGCCCAGAUCGGUGUCCGUCACCCCAACAUCAUCUGUGACUGCUGCAAGAAGCACGGCAUCAGAGGCAUGAGGUGGAAAUGCAAAAUGUGCUUUGACUACGACCUGUGCACGCAGUGCUACAUGAACAACAAACACGACCUGUCCCAUUCCUUCGAGCGCUACGAGACCGCGCACUCCCAGCCGGUCCUAGUGAGCCCUCGACAGAAUCUGACUCGCAUCACAUUAAAAGGGACUUUCCAGGGGGCUAAAGUGGUCCGUGGGCCUGACUGGGAGUGGGGUAACCAGGAUGGGGGUGAGGGUAAGACUGGCCGUGUUGUGGAUAUCCGGGGCUGGGACGUGGAGACCGGGCGCAGCGUCGCCAGCGUCACCUGGGCAGAUGGAACCACCAACGUCUACAGGGUGGGCCACAAGGGAAAAGUGGACCUCAAAUGUACUGUGGAAGCUUCUGGAGGCUUCUACUACAAGGAGCACCUCCCAAAAUUAGGGAAACCAGCUGAGCUGCAGAGGAAGGAGAGCACAGACAGACAUCCCUUCCAGCACGGGGACAAGGUGAAAUGCCUGCUGGACAUCGACAUCCUGAGGGAGAUGCAGGAGGGUCACGGAGGCUGGAAUCCCAAAAUGGCUGAGUUCAUUGGGCAGACAGGGACCGUGCACAGGAUCACGGACAGGGGGGACGUGAGGGUCCAAUUCAACAGCGACACCCGCUGGACUUUCCACCCCGGAGCCCUGACCAAGCUCAACACCUUUUGGGUUGGUGAUGUGGUCCGGGUGAUAGAUGAUAUGGAAACAGUGAAGCGGUUCCAACCUGGUCAUGGGGAGUGGACAGAUGAGAUGGCACCUACCCUGGGGCACAUUGGGAAGGUGAUCAAGGUCUAUGGGGAUGGAGAUCUGCGGGUGUCAGUGGGGGGACAGUCCUGGACCUUCAACCCUGCCUGCCUGACAGCCUACCAGAGGGAGGAGGAGGCCAACCUGAUGACCACAGAGAGUGCCAAGGAACCCAAAAGUACUUUGGUGACUGUCCUGGAGAAGCUGCUGUCCCAGAGGACAGAGUCAGAGCAUGCAGGGUGCCUGGUCAUUUGUGCAGCCCUCAACAAUGCAGCCAAAGUCAGGGAGCUCCUCCAGAAAUACCCAGACAAGGUGGAUGCCAAGAACCAGGGCAGGACUGCCCUGCAGAUUGCCUCUUACCAGGGGCACGUGGAGGUGGUGAAGACUCUGCUGCAGGCUCAUGCCAGCAUUGACCUGAGGGAUGACGAGGGGGACACGGCUCUGCACUAUGCAGCCUUUGGAAACCAAGCUGAAGUUGCCCGUGUGCUGCUGGCUAAAGGAGCCAGUGCAGACCUGCUGAACAAUGCCAAGUGCACAGCCCUGUCCAUUGCUGUCAGCCAGGGCUUCACAGAGGUGGUGAGGGCCCUCUGUGAGCUCAACUGUGAUGUCAACCUCCCAGAUUCCCAGGGAGACACCCCCCUGCAUUAUGCUAUCACUCUGGACUACAAAGUCGUGAUUGAGAUUCUCACUGAAGUUCCCAACAUAGAUUUCACUGUCCAGAACUGUCAAGGCUUCAACCUGCUCCACUAUUCUGCCCUGAAAGGCAACAAGCUAGCCAUAAAGAAGAUUCUGGCCAGGGCACGGCAGCUGGUGGAUUCCAAAAAGGAAGAUGGAUUCACUGCCCUGCACCUUGCUGCUCUCAACAACCACAUGGAAGUGGCUGAAAUCCUCAUCAAAGAGGGUCGCUGCGACGUCAACGUGAAAAACAACCGGAACCAGAGCCCUCUGCACCUGGCUGUGAUCCAGGGCCACGUGGGCAUGGUGCAGCUGCUGGUGAGCCACGGCAGUGAUGUCAAUGCUGAGGAUGAGGAUGGGGACACAGCCAUGCACAUCGCCCUGGAGCGCCAGCAGCUCAUGGCCCUGGCCAUGGAGAAACGGGAGGGGGAGAUGGGAGCGGCUCUCCUCUCCAAGCUGCAGGCUUCUGGCUUCCUGGGAAAUGUGGAGCUGAAUGUUGGGACUGCCAUUGCCUGCUACUUAGCACAAGAAGGAGCAGAUAUUAAUUAUGCAAAUCAUCGAGGAAAGUCUCCUUUAGACCUCAUUACAGAUGGAAGGAUUGUCCAGAUCGUCAAAGACUUCUCACAGAAAUUCAGGGAACAGCAGAUUUCUUCUGAGAGCUCAACCAUCACCUGCAGCCUUCGCCGUGUGCACACCACGCCCAACACCAUGACCAACCUCAGUGUCUCCAGCGUGGCAGUGCCCACAGAGUGCCUGGUCUGCUCAGAGCUGGCCUUGCUCAUCCAUUUCUUCCCAUGCCAGCACAGUAUUGUGUGUGAAGAAUGCUCCAGGAGGAUGAAGAAGUGCAUCAAAUGUCAAGUGACAAUAACCAAAAAGCUGAAACAAGAGAGAAAAAAAAAUAGAUUUUAAUAGAUUUUCUCAGGUGUCCCAGGCCAAGCUCAAGCUGCAUAGACAGGACAUUUAAGGGAGUUUUUACCUGGGCCUGGCUUGUUUUGUAUAUUGAAAACAAACACCAAGUUCAUUAGUCUGGUUUCACAUGGGGUGGUUUAACAGUGAAAAUUCAUGAGGGAGAGAAAAUUACAUCUUGUGCAAACCUUGCUUCUCUCUUGGCUGAGAAAUCAGUGUCUGUGCAGGGCUGGCAUGACCCAGCUGUCCAGAAAUCUCAGAGCUGGAGGAUUUCAAUAAAGCUCUUGAGCUCAAUUUCAGACAGAUUUGUCUCCUGCCCACAUUUCCCAGUGUCAGGAGGAGCUGUGAUGUCAGCAAGGCAGCAGCAGGGUUUGCUUUUGCCAUGGGAUUGCUGCAAGUUGCCACUGAAACUUUUUCCAGAGUGGUUGUGAGGGCUGAGAUCACUCUCAGGGCACGUGAGGAUUUCAUUGCAUGUCCUGCUGCUCAUGACUGAGCAUUCUGGGCUUUUUCUGGAGUCAGGCUCGAGCCUUGUGACUUGAUGCCUGGCAAAAAAAGCAGGAAUCAGUCCCAUGGUGUUGGACAUGCACAGCUGGCAGAGCCAGAGCUCCUCUUUGGAACUCCAUCAUGCCAAAAAUAUCACUUCUGACCUGACAGUGGACAGGAGCAUUUGUCUUUGCUGCAGACUGGCAGCAAAAUAAUGAUGGGAAUUCCAAAUAAGACAUUUGCAGGCAAAUUGCCAGUGGAGGAGGAGCAUCAAGGUCUCUGAAAUACCAGCAGGAUUUCCCUGGCAGGGACGUCUUCAGUGCUUGCCUUUGACAAACUCCCUGUCCCCAAGGACAGGAUUUGAAAUCACUUCUUGCACUGAUGUGCAGCUAAUUCCAGAAUACUGAGGAAAGGGACAUCUGUAGUGAAGUGUAAAGCUGCCUAAUCAGUGAUUCUGGAGCAGAAGAUGAACAGUGAGAGCUGAACAGGAGAAUAUUUACCCAAAUUCCAGUUACCCAGAAUUUGGGAUUCUUUCAUUUCACAGAGUCAAUCAAAUUACUCUUAUUUAUGUAGUUUCAUUUAUGUAAAAAUCAACAAGAGUGAUUCAGAUGGUUUCUUCUUGUGUGACCAUGAAAAGUACACACACAUUUCUUAGCCAGAAAUUGGAGUCCCAGGUGUCACCAGGAGGUUGAGAGAGCACAGUGCCCUGUAAGGAUCCUGCAUUAGCAGGACAGAACAUCACAACCAACUUGGAAUAUUUUCACUCGAAGGGAACAGCAUAUCCCAAAGCACCGAGGCAGGAAUCUCAGACAGGAUU